Mercenaria mercenaria is the source of this 1876-nucleotide messenger RNA. RefSeq lists its product as uncharacterized. The transcript has 2 exons. The record is from RefSeq and is a predicted model, not a curated record. NCBI's taxonomy places the organism in Eukaryota, Metazoa, Mollusca, Bivalvia, Venerida, Veneridae. Bases 1061 to 1876 code for a protein of 271 amino acids.
GUAAUUUCCUAAGAAGGAUUUGCUUACGUUACCUUUUUCUUCCCAUAACCAUAGUAUUUGUCUGUCGGUUUGUAUUUCGAUGAGUUCCAAUGCUGCUUUCUGCCAUGGUCUUAAAGUUACGUUUCUAAGAUCCAAUAUCAUUGAGUCGACAAUGUUGUCUUUUCUGUAUUCUUCGAACUGUUCACGGAACACACACUUCUGAGCUGGUAUUAAACUGCAAUAUGGAAAGUCAGUUGGAUCAAGUUCUUGAGUUCCACGUUUUUUUGCAUAGAUCUUAGCUCGAAGUGACAGAUGCAGAUAGCUGGUGUCAAUAUUUUUGUAAAGUGUGUACUGAUCUUCUUUGGACACAUAACGGAUGACAUCUCUGAUCUUUUUACAUCUUUUAAUCAUGCCGCAUGAGAAUCUGAAUUGCUUCUUCCACUUAGCUUUGAAAGUUUUGAAGUUCAUCUUUUUCUUUGUUUGGAUGUAAGCAUGGCUAUGUGCCUUUUCUUCUCGUUUAGAUAAUCCAAACGAACAUCUAAACGAUAAUCCAAACUCGUUGCAGAAGACAUAGCUUUGUAUGAAGUUUUGAUGCUUCUUGUUUCUAGAGUCCAUUCUUCUCAGGAAGAGAUACUUCUUUGGUCCUUGGUUCAUGGUUAACAAGAAGUGUACGCCUUUGUUGGUGAUUUUCCUUUUCUUUGGUUUUUCAACUUUAACACCAGUAUUUUUUAAGUGCAUUUUGGUUUUACAAUGUUGAGACCAUCCAGAUUUACGUACUUGACGUUUGCACAGUUCACACAUUUUCGUCUGUCCGUUGUUUUUGAACGGCAUCUUGAAUGUAGAAUCGAUGAAUUGUAUGAUAGUUUGUAUGCGUGUUGUCGGUAUAAUUGCAUUCGAUAGAAUGAAGCUCAAGUGUCGAUUUCCCUUGUACUGUACCGAAAAAAUAACUUUUUCAAUCAAUCUGCUUUCUGAUUGGUUAAUACAAAGUAGGCGUGGUUUAAGCAAACCGUUCUGAUUGGUCGAAACAAUUCUUGCUAGAUAUAGCGUUUGCGGAUGGUUUAAACUCUCAUUCUGUAUCAGAAUGAUGAACAGAUCAGCCGUAGAAUUACUGAGCACAUUAAUGACAAAGAGCCGUCAACAAGCAAUGGAAACAUUUGUGUUAUACAAGCGAAGAGGCCUCAUAAGAAGAGCUCAGAACUUGAUCGAAAACAUCGAUAACGUCGUUACUUGCAUCAACUUGGAUCGAGGACGAGAUCCUUCCUUGUUCAAGAGUAGCAUGUCGGCGCUAUCCAAACUGAACUUGUGGGAAAACGAGAUCAGAGAGGCAACGAAUGACAAAGAUAUGCCAGACAUCAUAUCAGCUGCGAGGUUUCUCUUGGAAAACCAAGGCUUGCUGAUGGAUGAAAUUGACAAUAGUGACAGAGCAAAGAGACAGUUGCUUCCGACAGAUAUUAUCGCAAUAGAUAGUGAUGAAGCAGAAGAAGAUGAUGAUGAUGAUCUACCAGAUAUAUUUGGUCCAAUGAGAACACCUACGUGUACUUUGAAAUCAAAAAGUCCCGUAAAAGGCAUCAAAGGACUGCAUAGGCUGAAACCGUACUCAAGGCCUACAUUAACUGUUACAAGUGCAAGCAGCACAAGCAGUACAUUGUCAGAAACGGCGUGGGAAAAGAGGGAAAAUGAGAUGCUGGUGGCUCAUCAGAAAGAACUGUCUAAAGCUAAGCAAGAGGCAAGGGACGAACUGUUAUUAUGCAUAAUAUGUCUGUCAGCCGAGAAAGAUCACACACUAGUACCUUGCGGACACACCUUUUGCAAAGACUGUUCACAUAAGGCUAAGGGAAAGUGCUUCUUUUGCAUGGCCAAAGUAAAAUCGUGUGUGAAAACGAGAUUAACAGACUAA